Magallana angulata is the source of this 1679-nucleotide messenger RNA. Its product is annotated as protein-L-isoaspartate(D-aspartate) O-methyltransferase-like. Gene Ontology annotation, biological process: protein modification process. The transcript is spliced from 8 exons. Bases 295 to 1050 code for a protein of 251 amino acids. Gene Ontology annotation, cellular component: cytoplasm. Gene Ontology annotation, molecular function: protein-L-isoaspartate (D-aspartate) O-methyltransferase activity. The record is from RefSeq and is a predicted model, not a curated record. Lineage: Eukaryota; Metazoa; Mollusca; Bivalvia; Ostreida; Ostreidae.
GGAUAGUUUCUAGACUUUUCUAAAUCAAGUUCUUAUGGCGAGCCCAAACUACGUUCUGCUGUUUAUUUAGGAUAUUUUCGUCGUGGAAUCAAAGUAUUUGAAACGGGAGAUCCCACUGAUCCCAUUCAGUGUUACAGGAUUGAAUGCUGGUCAACUCGGCACCUGGUAAAUCCGGAACUUGGUGAAUUUGGCACCGAGAAUAGUGAAUCCGGCAUCUGGUGCCGAAUUCACCAGAUGACGAGUUGACUUGUUACCUUAGGAUUGUGAGUUCCUCUGGUGUGCUAUUUUCAUGGUAUGGCAGUCAGAAGGAUACUGGAAAGAACUCUUAUUCUUGCAGGAUUGGUCAGCAUCUUCAGAACCAUGGCCUGGCGCUCCAGUGGCAAAAGUCAUGUGGAUCUGAUAGACAACCUUGCCAAAAAUGAUAUUCUGAAGACACAGCGUGUUAUAGAUGCGAUGAAGAAAGUUGACCGAGCAAAUUUCUGCAAGUUCAAUCCGUAUAACGACUCGCCACAAACCAUUGGUUACUCAGUGACCAUUAGUGCACCACACAUGCACGCCCAUGCCCUGGAACUUCUAUCAGAUCACUUGACAGAGGGAAAAAGAGCGUUAGAUGUUGGAUCAGGAAGUGGUUAUCUUACAGCUUGCAUGGCUCUCUUGGUGGGACCUUCUGGAAAAGCUGUUGGCAUAGAUCAUAUUCCAGAGCUGGUGUCGGAGUCAGUAGAAAAUAUUAAAAAAGAUAGUAAUUUAGCGUCACUGUUAGAAUCGGGGCAGAUGAAACUUGUGAGUGGUGAUGGGAGACAGGGCUUCCCUGAGGACAGUCCCUAUGAUGCCAUACAUGUGGGGGCAGCAGCUGCCACUCUACCCCAGGCACUUCUGGAUCAGCUAGCCCCAGGGGGAAGGUUGAUAAUUCCAGUUGGACCCCAAGGAGAAAGUCAGAUGUUACAACAGUAUGAUAAAGGAAUGGACAACACAAUCACCAGGAAAAACCUAAUGGGCGUCAUCUAUGUGCCACUCACAAGCAAGGAGAAACAGGUUCCCAGGUGGAAAUGAAUUUUUUGCAUGAGGGAGUAACCUUUCCUUUAUAGCAAAGGAAAAGUUGAUUCCCAUGAAGAUUUAUGACCUGAUCUGUUUCAGAAUAAAAAAAAAACCCUACCGGUAUACUGAGGUAUGAUGCAAUGUUAAAUGCUUCCUUCCCACAAGUGACAUGUUUUAAUUUCUUAUGAAAGUUGAACUAUUCAAUGGUCAAAUUGUCAAUAAAGACAUGUUUUGUUUGCAUUUUUUCAUAUGUUUUAUUGAACUACCUGUAUAUUUGUUUAACCAAGCCAUAAUUUAUUCAUAUCUAUGUAAGGUAACAAAUACUGGUAAACAUGGUAAAUAUCUCAGUUACUUUGAGGUUAAUACUAGUAUAUACUAUUUUUAUACUAUAUAUUGUUCUUCUAUCAACUAAAACUUUAAAAGAAUUAUCUUAAGCCAAAGCAAAACAACAUUUUAAACCUGUAUUUGUUCAACACUCGUUAUCAUGGACUUUUUUCAAGUUCGUUUGAAUUUUGCACAUACCCAGUGGCUUGUUAUUUAAUUCCUUGUUAUAAAAUCUAAACCACUGUAUGUUGUACAGAGCAUGCUUAGGAGUGAUUUAGCUUAAAUCUUGUUAAUUACAAUAAAAGCUAUGAAUAUGUUAA